Molecule: messenger RNA, 357 nt
Organism: Funneliformis caledonium
Lineage: Eukaryota; Fungi; Glomeromycota; Glomeromycetes; Glomerales; Glomeraceae
Source: the annotation of a GenBank genome assembly
AUGACUUUUCUGUCUGAAUUGUCAGAUUUAGAUAUUGAAGUUCUAAAGGAAGAAGUUCAAAGAGCAAAAGAAGUCCAAAAGAAAGGAGCUCAAAUACCAAAAAAUGUUUUAAGGAAAGAAGAAGAUGAAUCAAUAGAAAAGGGAAAGAAAGACGAAUCAGAACAACAUGCUUUUGAUUUACAAAUCAAAUAUUUAAAGAAAAUGUUGGAAGCUGUCAUCAAGGGAAAGAUGCUUGAAGUGGAUCUGAAAGAUAUAAUAUUAAUUGAUCUGAAAAAUAUAACAUUAGACAAGGAGGAUGAUAUUAUUACUACAAAAGUUGACCAAAUCAUAAAAGUUAUUCUGAAAGCUACAGAGUAG